Molecule: messenger RNA, 1366 nt
Organism: Mustela erminea (ermine)
Lineage: Eukaryota; Metazoa; Chordata; Mammalia; Carnivora; Mustelidae
Exons: 2
Coding region: 193-924 (243 amino acids)
Source: RefSeq, a predicted model, not a curated record
GCUGUUGAUUUGAAAUUCGAAUUACCUGGGUGUCCUGUAUUUUUAUUUGCUAAAUCUGUGCGGGCCUUGGCGAAGCUCCCCAGGAGAACUACUUCACGAUUCUGGAGAUGGUUUUUCUCCUGGAAGACGGAGCGGUGGCGUAUCCAGCCGUCACUGUCAGACUGUCUGUGCCGCGCAGGCCUUGCCCCUCGCAUGAGUGAACAGGGCCCUACCUUCGUUCCCUGCGCGGCCCUGGGCCCUGGCCGGCUCUCUCCGACGCAGUCUUCCCACCUGGGGUCCGUCCUCGGAGCCGUCUGCACCCAGCUCCCUGCAAGACCUCUCUUUGGCUCUGGGCGCAGGCCCUGGCUCUUCUCCGCUGGAGCACUCCAUGCCCAUCACUUCCCCACAGUCGUCCGGUGUCCUAGGGACCCCCUCGCUCCUCCGCCCUCCCCAUCACCCGUGCAGAACCACGUUGCUGUUGAGGAUUUGGUCAUUCAGCAAGAGCUCGUGGGGCGCCAGCACCAUGUCGGGUGCAUGUCAGAAGCCACACCUGUGCUCUGGUCAGGGACACCAGCCACUGUCAUUCGUUCCUCCUCUUGGCCUCUCUGGGGCGUUUGCUGCCCUGUCAGCGUUCACUUUGAAUCACUUUGCUCACUUGGCUUCAGGGCGACCCUCUGCCUGCUCCUUCCGCCCGCUUCUGCCUGUCCCUCCUCUGCCCUCUGUCUGCGUCCCACGGCCCAUCAGCAAAUCCCAGCAGCCCCACGGGCAUGGAUCCAGUCGGGCCGCUCCUGUCCCUGCCCCUGUCCCUGCUCCUGCCCCCGGUUCCUGCUUCCCUGGUGCAGACAAGGCUGUGGCCAUGGCCUGCGGCCCCAUCCCAGCCUCUGCCUCCCUCCCUCCGGUCUGCUCUCUGCCUGGCAGCUGCAGUGGGUCUCUGGGCCAAGGUGAAGGCGGGCAAACCACAGGGUUGGGCCCUGCUCGCCGUGGAGUGUGCUCUCUCUCCUGGCGGGCCGGCAGAGGGUCCUCAGGACUGCGUGGACAUGAGAGUGGAUGUACUCGGCCUGCUGUUUUGCGUUCAUGAGUCAGUUCAAAGCAGCUGGCCUCUAAGACCCCGUAUCUGUGUGCCUGUCUGUCUGUCCUCUAUCUAAUUGCAUUGGCAGGUGGCUGGAGAAGCCGCUGUGGCCACGGCCCGUCCGUUGCCCACCGAGCAGUGGAACUGGGCAUGUUAUAAACAAGCGUCUGGCUGGGUCUCUUGCUCCCUUCCUGCGGGCUUUGUCCUUGUGCCAACUGGCUGUCGCUUACCCUGAUGAUGUGGCUUCAGAAGCACUUGUGGUAUCUGGUGCUCUUGCUUUUUUAACCGAGGACUCUGCCUUUCUCAUGUUUGACGGGC